Messenger RNA from Lutra lutra (Eurasian river otter), 1821 nucleotides. It is a transcript of the gene OCIAD2, whose product is annotated as OCIA domain containing 2. Gene Ontology annotation, cellular component: mitochondrial inner membrane. The transcript is spliced from 7 exons. The record is from RefSeq and is a predicted model, not a curated record. NCBI's taxonomy places the organism in Eukaryota, Metazoa, Chordata, Mammalia, Carnivora, Mustelidae. Bases 229 to 693 code for a protein of 154 amino acids.
ACCGGGCGGCGGGGAGAGAGGAGCGGGGAGCCGGCGGCCGGGGCGCGGGGACGGCGCCGGCAGGCGGGAGCAGUCCGGCUGCGGCUGCGGUCGCGGGAGGAGGCGGGCUCCGCUGGGCUCGGCGGGCGGCCGGGCGCGGCUGGCUCCGGAUCCCUACCUGCGCAGACAUCGAGUCAACGAAUAAGCUGAGCACAUUCAACUAGAAGAGAAUCAAAGACUAGAGUCAUUAUGGCUUCAGUGUCUACUCACGGAAACCAAGAUAAAAGCCACCAUUUGCCACCACCAAGCAAGCAGAGUCUGUUGUUUUGUCCGAAAUCAAAACUGCACAUCCACAGGGGAGAGAUUUCGAAGAUUAUCCGAGAAUGUCAAGAAGAAAGUUUCUGGAAGAGAGCUUUGCCUUUUUCUCUUGUGAGCAUGCUCGCCACCCAAGGACUAGUCCACCAAGGUUAUUUAGCAUCUAACCCAAGAUUUGGAUCAUUGCCCAAAGUUGCACUUGCAGGUGUCUUGGGAUUUGCCCUUGGAAAGGCGUCAUACAUACGAGUAUGCCAGAGUAAAUUCCAUUCCUUUGAAGACCAGCUACGUGGGGCUGGUUUUGGUCCAGGGCAUAACAGGCACUGCCUGCUCACCUGUGAGGAAUGCAAAAUUAAGCACGGAUUACAUGAGAAGGGAAGUUCGCAGCCUUCGGCUUCCUAAACUUCUAUCUAUGGCUUUUGAUGUUUCUCAAACCUCUGAAUUUGUACACAUUUAAAAUUUCCAGUGUACUUUAAAAUAAUAUAUGUAGAGUGGAACAGAAACAUUGUGAUUUCUCGCACUCUUUUGAAAUGCUUUCUGGGGAAGAUUCCCAGUUGAUUUGAGCAGUAUGUGUUUGUCUAUUUGAGAACAUGCCCCGAGCACUCACACACCGAAAAAGAAAUUAUGUGGCACUCAGUAACUUGCAUACAGCUAAGUUAAAAGAUCUUAGAGUCUUCUCUCAUCCAAUCUUUCAGUCCGCAUUUGUUCAGGGUUUUAAGAUCUCUGGUAGAGGAUGAGAAUGAGUGUUGAGGAACUUGGGAAGUCAUGCCCCACCCAAAACCAAUGUAUAUAGAGGUAGAAACAAAGGGCACGGAAGUGUGUGUCUUACAGGCUUGAGAAGUGCUUUCUAAAAUGGAGGGACCAAGAUUUUUAAUUUAAUAAAAAAAUAUCUCCCUUGAAAGAGUCAGAAUCUGAACCUGCUGUCCUUUCAGUGAUCCAGGUCACUUCAUGCCUGGUCAGUGGUGAAGUUUCGAAAAGCUUUACGUUACUUUACAUUACGUUACGUUACUUUACAUUACGAAAAAUCUUUAGGUCACUUGUUUAGCUAACGGGCUCAUGCUCACGGUCAACACUAGAGAACAACGUUCUUCUGUAUACUGCUAGUGGCCUGUAUAUAAGUACAUACGACUUUCCAAACUGCCUCUCCUCUCCCAAGGAACAGUUUGUUUAUGGCAACAAUCACUGGAAGAAUUAAUUCAUGGAAUGAUAAACUUUAGAGCUUAGAAGCAGCCAAUCCAGCCAAUAGGUGGAUUCCUAUCCUCCUACCAGAUUUUUUGCAUGAAAAAAACGACCAACCAACCAACCUCUUCCAAUGGGGACCUUGUGUUUUAUGGCAAGUUGUCUGAGCCCUACAUAAAAAUUUCCCUUGCAUCUUUGCAUUUUCUCGGGAAAAUGCUUUAUGUAUGUGUUACCAUUUAUAUAUUGGGCAUGUGUGUGAGUGUGUGAGUGUGUGUACAUGUUUGUAUUUUACUUAAUACAUCUUAAAACCCAUACCAUGGAGGUAAAAAGGGAAAUCUCAUCAGAAGUUAA